Messenger RNA from Antrostomus carolinensis (chuck-will's-widow), 1191 nucleotides. Its product is annotated as keratin, type I cytoskeletal 9-like. Lineage: Eukaryota; Metazoa; Chordata; Aves; Caprimulgiformes; Caprimulgidae. The record is from RefSeq and is a predicted model, not a curated record.
AUGUGCUCCAGACAGACCUCCGGAGGCUGCCAUGGAAUGUCCUCCCAGUCCAGUGGAUGCCACAGUGGAGGCUCUAGCUGCCAUGGGGGCAGCUCCUCCAGCCACCAGACACAGGGCUCCUCCUGCUGUGGGGGCUCAGGCUCAGGCAGCUACGGUGGGGGCAGCGGGGGCUCUGGCAAGAUCAUUGUCAGCUCUGGUGGUGGAGGAGGUGGAUCCUGCUGCAGUGGGGGCUCCUCAGGCUACGGCAUGGGAGGAGGAUACAGUGGUGGCAGUGGAGGAUCAGGACAGAAGAUCAUUAUUAGCUCAGGUGGUGGAGGUGGAGGUUCAUCUGGCUGCUGCAGUGGAGGAUCCAGUGGUGGAUCUUCAGGAGGCAAGGUCAUCAUUGGAGGUGGAAGCAGUGGAGGAUCAUCCGGAUGCUGUGGAAGUAGUGGAGGAUCCUCAGGCUAUGGCAUGGGAGGAGGAUCCGGUGGUGGGUCUUCAGGAUCAAAGAGCAUCAUUGGAGGUGGAGGUAGUGGAGGUUCCUCUGGAUGCUGCAGUGGAGGAUCCAGGUCUUCAGGAACAAAGAUCAUAAUUGGAGGUGGUAGCAGUGGAGGAUCCUCUGGAUGCUGCAGUGGAGGAUCCAGCUAUGGCAUGGGAGGAGGAUCUGGUGGUGGGUCUUCAGGAACAAAGAUCAUAAUCGGAGGCGGAAGUAGUGGAGGAUCCUCAGGCUAUGGCAUGGGAGGGGGAUCCUCAGGCUAUGGCAUGGGAGGAGGAUCCGGUGGUGGGUCUUCAGGAUCAAAGAGCAUCAUUGGAGGUGGAAGCAGUGGAGGAUCAUCCGGAUGCUGCAGUGGAGGAUCCAGCUAUGGCAUGGGGGGAGGAUACAGUGGUGGCAGUGGGGGAUCAGGCCAGAAGAUCAUUGUGAGCUCAGGUGGUGGAGGAGGUGGUUCAUCUGGAUGCUGCAGUGGAGGAUCCAGUGGUGGGUCUUCAGGAGGCAAGAUCAUAAUUGGAGGUGGAAGUAGUGGGGGAUCCUCUGGAUGCUGCAGUGGAGGAUCCAGUGGUGGUUCCUCAGGCCACAAAAUCAUCAUCAGCUCUGGAGGUGGCAGCGGAGGAUCCCACCAGUCUAUGCAGCAGAAAUGCCCUAUUGUCAUUCCCCACAUCGAGUCCCACCAGACCAAGCAGGUCUGUCACUGGCCCCCCAGCCACCAGAAGUAG